Molecule: messenger RNA, 956 nt
Organism: Drosophila ananassae
Lineage: Eukaryota; Metazoa; Arthropoda; Insecta; Diptera; Drosophilidae
Exons: 1
Coding region: 82-846 (254 amino acids)
Source: RefSeq, a predicted model, not a curated record
AUCGAGUCCCCGUAGCGUUUGCCUUUCAAAAUCAAAUUACCAGUGCAAGGAAAGACAUCAACACAGGACUCUUACUGAAAAAUGGAGCUCAGCGGCGUGUCCGGGAAGCGGAUAAGAGAGGGCCGGGCGAAUGGCCAGCCGGCUGUCUGCCCGGUCGGCAAUUGCCGGACAAUAGUGGCCCACACCCACCUGUUGCGGCACAUGAUCAGCGACCAUCUGGACCCCCGGGCACGCGCCCUGCCCUUCCAGUUGCGCCUCCGCGAAGUGGCCAUUGGCCAGAAAACGAUGCUGAUGCUGGCCUACCGCCAGCUGGUCCUCGACCGGGACUAUUGCCUGGCGGUGCUUAACUGGCGCCAGCCGGACAUCAAGCUGGGUCCCGGGGAACUGGCUCCCGAGCAACUGGAUCUGCCGCCGUGCCACCAGCCCCUGGCCGGCCACCUGCCCGUUUUGGUGAUGGUCUGCCGCACCACCUGGAAGGCUCUGCUCACCCACGAGGAUCGCACCAUCCGGUCCGAGCAGUACGCUAUCGGUGCCCGGCAUCCGGACCCCAGCCGCGAAUGGGGCACCGUCUACCUGUUUUGGCUCCUCUGCCCCGCCACCCGGCGGCCGGUGACCGCCACCCUGACCGUUCUCAACAGCGAGCUGGAGUGCAUCGAGCGAAGGAAUCGCCGCCGGAUCCGUAACUUUGCCUGCCGCAUGCCCAUCGAGCAGUUCAUCAACGGCCUGGAUCCCACAUUCGUUACCAUCAACGAGGAGAAGAUGGACAGGUGUUGUAGGGGCACGGGUAGGGGAGACAAGGCGUCCGCCAUCGUGGAGGUCAUCAUCGAGGGGGAGGCUACUCCCUAAUCCACAGAAGUUUCGCUGCAUAUGGUACUGAAGAGUCUUAAAUUGUAAUUUUUAAGAAAUUGUUAUAAUUUUUAAAUAUUAAAGACAUCCAGGAUCUGGCUGAUCAACUG